GUGGAGCAUGGCUUCCCCAGCCAGCCCAGCGCCCUGGCCUACGACCCCGUCCUGCGCGUCAUGGCCAUCGGCACCAAGGCGGGAGCCGUGAAGCUAUAUGGUGCACCAGGAGUGGAGCUGACAGGCUUGCACAAGGAGAUGGCCACCGUCACCCAGCUGCACUUUCUCCCCGGCCAGGGCUGGCUCCUUUCCCUGCUGGAUGACAACACGCUGCACCUCUGGGAGGUCUGCCAGAAGGAUGGCUGCUCCCACCUGGAAGAGACCCGCAGCUUCAGCCUCCCAGGACGCCCAGGCUGCUCCCCAGGCAUCACACGGGUGACUGUGGUUCUGCCCAUGUCCUCCGGUGCGGUGGGCUGCCUGGGCACCGAGGGCGGUGCUGUGUACUUCCUCACCCUGCCCACCCUGGUGCUGCUGGAGGACAAAACCCUUUUCCCGGAUGAAAUCCUGCAGAGUGUCCCUGAUGACUACCGCUGUGGGAAGGCUCUGGGGCCAGUGGAAUCCAUCCAGGAGCACCCACGGGACAGGAGCCAGCUCCUCAUUGGGUACAGCCGGGGGCUGGUGGUCCUCUGGGAGCAGAGCACACGCACUGUCCAGCACCUUUUCCUGGGGAACCAGCAGCUGGAGAGCCUGGCCUGGGAACAGAGCGGGAAGAGCAUCGUGAGCUCCCACAGUGAUGGCGGGUACAUGGUGUGGGCAGUGAGUGGCACUGGCCAGAAGACCCAGCAGCCUGUCAUGUCCACCAUCCCUUAUGGUCCUUUCCCUUGCAAAGCCAUCAGCAAAAUCCUCUGGCGGACCUGCGAGUCAGGGAACCCCUUCAUCAUCUUCAGUGGGGGGAUGCCACGGGCCAGCUAUGGUGACCGGCACUGUGUCAGCGUCCUGCAGGGCCAGACCUUGGCCACGCUCGACUUCACCUCCCGUGUCAUCGACUUCUUCACUGUGCAGAGCCCCGAGGUGGCCGAGGGAGGCUUUGAGAACCCCCGUGCCCUCGUGGUGCUGGUGGAGGAAGAGCUGGUGGCCAUUGAUCUCCAGACGCCGGGCUGGCCCACCAUCCCUGCCCCUUACCUGGCCCCACUCCAUUCCUCUGCCAUCACCUGCUCCUGCCACGUCUCCAAUGUGCCCCUCAAGCUGUGGGAGAGGAUCGUCAGUGUCGGCGAGCAGCAGAGCCCCCGGCAAUCCUCCGCUGCUUGGCCCAUCGAUGGGGGAAAGAACCUGGCCCAGGAGCCCACGCAGAGGGGGCUUCUCCUCACCGGGCACGAGGACGGCACGGUGCGGUUCUGGGACGCCUCGGGGGUCUCCUUGAAGCCCCUCUACAAGCUGGGCACCGCCAGCAUCUUCCAGACUGACUGUGAGCACAACGACAGCCUCAACCAGGCGGGGGAGGAGGAGUGGCCACCCUUCCGCAAGGUGAGGUCCUGGUGGGGGACACACACAUGCUGCUGACCCCAGCACCCCCUGCCUCUGCUGGCACUGGCUGGGGAGGACAGGCCUGGAGCUGGGCACGAAGGAUGCACCCGCCGGAGCCAUCCCGGGGACGUGUCCCACAGCUCAGGGCACAGCUGCGGUGUGACGCCCUGCGGGGACACAAGGGACACUUGUUCCGCGUGUCCCAUCUCGUGGGUCUCCCCUGGCACGGGGGAAGAGGGAGGACGUUGGGGGGAGGACACAGACCUUUCCUGGGCGUGAUGCCCGGAGCAGCCCGUGUGCUGCAGCUGGUACCCGCCAGCUGGUGGGAGGAUGUGGGGGGUCCACAGAGGGGCUGCCCCACAGCUGUCUGAAGGCCUGUUCCCCUCCUCUCCCCUGCAGGUGGGCUGCUUUGAUCCCUACAGUGACGACCCCCGCCUGGGCGUGCAGAAGAUUGCUCUCUGCAAGUACACAGCCAAGAUGGUGGUGGCUGGCACGGCGGGGCAGGUGCUGGUGAUGGAGCUGAGCGAUGAGAAGUCAGAGCACGCGGUCAGUGUGGCCACCAUGGACCUGCUGCAGGACCGUGAGGGCUUUACCUGGAAGGGCCACGACCGCCUGGCCCCCCGGAACGGGCCCCUGCCCUUUGCCCCCGGCUUCCAGCCCAGUGUGCUGGUGCAGUGUGUGCCCCCUGCUGCUGUCACCGCCGUCACCCUUCACUCUGAGUGGAACCUCGUGGCCUUUGGCACCAGCCACGGCUUUGGACUCUUCGACUAUUACCGGCGCAACCCUGUGCUGGCCAGGUGUACGCUGCAUCCCAAUGACUCUCUGGCCAUGGAGGGGCCCCUGUCCCGUGUGAAGUCCCUCAAGAAGUCCCUACGUCAGUCCUUCCGCCGCAUCCGCAAGAGCCGGGUGUCUGGCAAGAAGAGGCUCAAUGCCAGCAGCCCCUCCAGCAAGGUGCAGGAGGCCAACGCGCAUCUGGCUGAGCAGGCGGGACCCCCCGAGGUGGAGAUGACACCGGUGCAGCGACGGAUUGAGCCGCGCUCGGCCGAUGACUCGCUCUCAGGGGUGGUGAGAUGCCUCUACUUCGCUGACACCUUCCUCCGGGACGCCGCCCACCAUGGCCCCACCAUGUGGGCAGGCACCAACUCGGGCUCCGUGUUCGCCUACGCCUUGGAGGUGCCGUCGCAAGAGAAGUUCUCGGAGCGGCCGGUGGAGGCGGUGCUGGGGAAGGAGAUCCAGCUGAUGCACCGGGCACCGGUCGUGGCCAUCGCGGUGCUGGAUGGGCGGGGAAACCCCCUGCCCGAGCCCUACGAGGUCUCACGGGACCUGGCCAAAGCCCCCGACAUGCAGGGCAGCCACUCCAUGCUCAUCUCCUCUGAGGAACAGUUCAAAGUCUUCACGCUGCCCAAAGUGAGUGCCAAGACCAAGUUCAAGCUGACAGCACACGAGGGCUGCCGAGUGCGGAAGGUGGCUCUGGUGAGCCUGGCCAGCACCAGCUCUGAGGAGAGGCUGGAGAACUGCCUGGCCUGUCUCACCAACCUGGGAGACAUCCACAUCUUCACCGUGCCCGGCCUGCGGCCCCAGGUCCACUACGGCUGCAUCCGCAAGGAGGACAUCAGCGGCAUCGCCUCCUGCGUCUUCACCAAGCAUGGCCAGGGUUUUUACCUAAUUUCUCCAUCCGAGUUCGAGCGCUUCUCACUGAGCGCCAGGAACGUGACGGAGCCGCUGUGCCGGCUGGAGGUGACCCGGCUCCAGGACACUUUGUGCCUCAGCAACAGCUUGAUGGCGACGCCGAAGCUGCCACAGGCGAACGGCCCCCCCCCCCCGCGCAGCCCCGAGGACCAACAUUCCCCCACCGACAGUGACCGGUCCCCUGAGGAGCACCCGACUGCCUUCUCGCCUGGUUCCAUUGACUCCCCCAACAGCAGCAUGGAGAACCCGCUGGACACCACCGGGGACGUCACUGUGGAGGAAGUGAAGGAUUUCCUGGGGUCCUCGGAGGAAGCAGAGAGGAACUUGAGGAACACCAGCGAGGACGAGGCCCGGCCCGCGGGGAUCCUCAUCAAGUGA
Molecule: messenger RNA, 3471 nt
Organism: Chaetura pelagica (chimney swift)
Lineage: Eukaryota; Metazoa; Chordata; Aves; Apodiformes; Apodidae
Gene: LLGL1
Product: lethal giant larvae homolog 1 (Drosophila)
Biological process (GO): cortical actin cytoskeleton organization; regulation of Notch signaling pathway; establishment of spindle orientation
Cellular component (GO): plasma membrane; cortical actin cytoskeleton; cytoplasm
Molecular function (GO): GTPase activator activity; myosin II binding
Source: RefSeq, a predicted model, not a curated record